GUGAGAAGAAAGGCCACACAAAAGCUUGCUCCGAUUGUCUGUUUCAAGAUAAAACAAAGUAUUCAUUCAACCCCAAAAAUAGGCAUCUCCAAACUUCAGUUUCUCACUUCCCAAGCCAAUAUAAUGGCUAUCUCUUGCUGCUGCAUCGUCAACCCAUUAAAUUCCCCUCCUCUCUCCUCAUCAUUUAACGGAUUUCUUGGAUACCCAACUCCCCAAUUUCUCCAAACGCUUACUAGAAAAACAACCCAAAUCAAAGGCUUGGGAAAUUCUGAGAAAUCAACAAAAACAAGCAACAAUUCAACUCCUGGUUUCAGGAUUAGAUGCGGGUUUUUGCCUCUGGAUCCGUGGGCACCCAGCAUUGGUUCUCAGAGUGUAGCCUCUCAGCUAUUUGCUGCCUCUCUUCUCCCUUAUUUGGGUUUCUUGUACUUCAUCACCAAGUCCAAGACUGCCCCCAAGCUCACCCUUGUUGGGUUCUACUUCUUGCUUGCGUUUGUUGGCGCUACGAUCCCUGCUGGAAUUUAUGCAAAAGUGAACUAUGGCACCUCUUUGGCCAAUGUUGAUUGGCUGCAUGGUGGUGCAGAAUCAUUACUUACUAUUACCAACUUGCUCAUUGUUUUGGGAUUGAGAGAGGGCUUAAGGAGGCUCCGGGCUGUAAAUAGGGACACCACUGGCUGAUUCUAAAACAAAAGAGCAGUCUUCUGUCUAGAUUAGCAUGAAAAGAGAUGAAAAUUCUUGGUCUUCCUUAUUUCAGCUGGCUUUUUGUUGCUCAUGAUCUACUCUCAUCUGCUGACAUAUGUUCAUGCUAAAUGAGUCACCGGAAGCCACAGCACCACAGCUUUUUUGACCUAUGUUGUUGUCUAUGAAUAGCUCUUUGCCUAACAAAUAAAUGUUUGGGAGGAUAAUUCUGAAAAUUCUCCGCUAUUUAUACUAUAAUUGAUGACAUUUUGUUCAACUUUAUUUUUCGAUGUUUCCAAACUUAUAACAUGAUUAUGUCCUAUUUCCAUC
Molecule: messenger RNA, 1005 nt
Organism: Asparagus officinalis (garden asparagus)
Lineage: Eukaryota; Viridiplantae; Streptophyta; Magnoliopsida; Asparagales; Asparagaceae
Exons: 4
Coding region: 124-675 (183 amino acids)
Source: RefSeq, a predicted model, not a curated record